GUUUCUGGUUGGCCUAUACUCCCCGAGAUACACCCGACGUUGUCCGGACGCAUGCCGCACCAGCCCGUGAGGCUAGCUAUGCACCCACACCUCGGCCGUGAUACACACUACCAUGGCGAGCCAGCUGCAGUAGUACCGCAAGAUAGUUAGACAGUCGUCACUGCACGCCAGACCCGGUGCAAAAUGCAUGCUGCGGAUAUGGUGCAUUUGGGCCCUUUGAACGGCAGCAUACCGUUCUACAUGCUCUUCUUGAGUGACACACCAAGUCGGCGUGACGAGGAUGACGGCGAUGCUGCGAGCGGCAUAGAUCUUAGGAGUGCUGCACAGGAGGAGGCGGAGGUGACGGAGUUAGGGAUGCUUCAAGCGGCGUGGGAGCGUGAGGAGCUGCUGCGCGUGCCUGUGGACCGUGCUCCGGUGAUGCGUCUGUCGCGGACGAUCGACUCCGUUGAUGACUGCGACGCGUAUCACUUAACCGCGGGGCAGCGGUAG
Ectocarpus sp. CCAP 1310/34 is the source of this 489-nucleotide messenger RNA. Lineage: Eukaryota; Phaeophyceae; Ectocarpales; Ectocarpaceae. The record is from the annotation of a GenBank genome assembly.